This is a messenger RNA of Camelina sativa (false flax), 2027 nucleotides long. RefSeq names its product disease resistance protein ADR2-like. The record is from RefSeq and is a predicted model, not a curated record. Gene Ontology annotation, biological process: signal transduction; defense response. Gene Ontology annotation, molecular function: ADP binding; ATP hydrolysis activity. NCBI's taxonomy places the organism in Eukaryota, Viridiplantae, Streptophyta, Magnoliopsida, Brassicales, Brassicaceae.
UUUUUUUUUUCGUUUUCUCUUACAUAUAUGUUUGUUUAAUGAAUUCACUCGUUUUCCCCUUUCGUUUACUCUGCACCGGUUUGCCAUUUUCUACUCCAUAACACAUCUAUCUAAAUCUGUGAUUUCAAGCACUCGAAUCCUCUCCUAUGGCUAUUUCUUGUUUUUCUUCUUCUCCUCGCACUUGGAGUUACAAUGUCUUCACGAGCUUCCAUGGACCAGACGUCCGUAAAACUUUUCUCAGCCAUUUACGGAACCAGUUUGACCACAAUGGUAUCACGAUGUUCGAUGACAAUGGGAUCGAAAGAAGUCAGAACAUCCCCUCUGCUCUCACACAAGCAAUUCGAGAAUCGAGGAUCUCGAUCGUAGUGCUCUCGAAGAAAUAUGCUUCUUCGAGGUGGUGCUUGGAUGAGCUAUUGGAGAUUUUGAAGUGCAAAGAAGAGGUAGGUCGAAUAGUGAUGACUGUCUUCUAUGGAGUUGAUCCAUCUGAUGUGCGGAAACAAACCGGAGAUUUUGGGAUCGCUUUCGAGAAAACUUGUGCUCGAAAAACGAAGGAGCAUGGAAAAAAAUGGAGCGAAGCUUUGACCUAUGUGGGCAACAUAGCCGGAGAACACAACUGGGAUAACGAAGCUAAAAUGAUUGCGAAGAUUGCAAGAGAUGUUUCAGAUAAACUGCACUUCACACCGUCUAGGGAUUUUGAUGGAAUGGUUGGACUAGAUGGUCAUCUGACGAAAAUGGAGUCUUUGCUAAAUUUUAGUUAUGUUGGAGUUAGGAUUGUUGGAAUAUCUGGUCCUGCAGGCAUUGGUAAGAGUACAAUUGCCAGAGCUUUACACAAUCGAUUCUCUAACAGGUUUCAACUUACUUGUUUUAUGGACAACUUUAAGGAAAACUGUAAGAUUGGAGUUGAUGACAUUGGUUUGAAGUUGCACUUACAAGAACAGCUUCUUUCUAAGGUUUUGAACCUAAAUGGUAUUAAGAUAUGCCAUUUAAGUGUGAUACAAGAAAGGCUACACGACAAGAGGAUUCUUAUCAUUCUUGAUGAUGUGGGCAGUCUAGUGCAACUAGAAGCUUUGGCUAAUAUCGAUUGGUUUGGUCCUGGAAGUAGGGUCAUCGUUACCACUGAAAACAAAGAGAUUUUGCAACAACAUGGUAUCAAUGAUAUAUACCAAGUGGGUUUUCCAUCAAAAAGCGAAGCUCUAUGCAUCUUUUGUCUGUCUACUUUUACGCAAACGUCUCCAUCGGAUGAAUUUAUGCAGCUUACCAAUGAAGUUGUUAAAAUUUGUGGUAAUCUUCCAUUGGGUCUACAUGUUUUGGGGUCUUCAUUACGGGGAAAGAGUAAGGCUGAUUGGGUAGAUGAACUACCAAGGUUGAAAAACUGUCUUGAUGGAAGAAUUGAGAGUGUAUUAAAACUGGGCUAUGAGAGUUUACAUGAGAAAGACCAAGUUCUAUUUCUCCUCAUUGCAGUCUUUUUGAAUUACGCACAUGUUGAUCAUGUGAUAACCAUGCUUGCAAAAACUGACUUGGAUGUUAGUCUUGGGUUGAAAAUCCUAGCAAAAAGAUAUCUCAUACAACGCAAAAGUAAUAUAGUGGUAAUGCACCAUUUGCUACAAGUAAUGGCUAGGCAAGUCAUUUCCAAACAAGAACGUUCCAAACGUCAUAUUUUAGUCAAUGCCAAUGACAUAUCUUAUGUUCUAGAAAUGGCAAAAGGCAAUGGAUCAAUUUUAGGUGUAUCAUUUGAUGUAUCUAAGAUCAGUGAAUUAAGGAUACGUGCGACAGCUUUUGAAAAAAUGUGCAAUCUUGCAUUCCUGAAAGUGUACAAUGGGAUGCAUAAUGAAAAAAUACAACUGCACAUUCCAAAGGAGAUGAAGCUUCCACGUUGCUUAAGGUUACUACAUUGGGAGGCAUACCCGAGAAAGAGUCUUCCUCAUAAACUUUGUCUAGAGAAUCUUGUCGAACUCAAUAUGGCAUAUAGCGAGCUCGAAAAGCUAUGGGAAGGAACUCAGAGCAUGUUUAUCGGUGGAUUUGAGUAA